AUGUCUGAAAAAGGAAAAGAUAUUCGAGCAACAAAGUUAGAAAAACUUGACAAGCAUGUGAAUAAACCAAUUCAAGCAAUUAAAAAAUUAAAGAAUCAUUUCCAUAAGUCAAGCAAGAAAAAUAAAUCCGAAACAACAAGUACUGUUUUACCAAUUGUUCGAAACGCAGAUGUUACAAGUAGAAUUACUGAUGCAUCACAUACUGCAGAAACAUCUCUAAGCAUAAUCUCCCAUCCUAUCGAAUCCAUUCGUACCGCUGAACUAUCACAGCAAUCAAUUGUCAGCCGUAGCAUGGAGUCCCGUAUUAUGAACAUUUCCAGUAAUAAUCGUAAAUCGAUAAGUGACGUUGAUCCAUCUCAUAAAAAUAUCGCUUCAAGAAAUAUAAAUCUUCCUCAAAAUGCUAACGUAAUUCGUAAUGAUACGAUGGAUUUUCAAACGUCGAAUACAUCACGUAGUACAACUGCUGACAUUUCGCGAAAUUCGGUGACAGAUGCGUUUCGUAUGAACAAUUUAUCACGCGAUAUAGAAAUGCCACGAAAUGAAGAAAUGGUUUAUAAUACCGAUCUGUCACGAAGUGUAAAAGAAAUUGGUAAAAAUGAAGAGUUAAUAGGGAAAAACAUUGAUAUUAGUGACAGAAAAUGUAAGCAUUAA
Messenger RNA from Cercopithifilaria johnstoni, 651 nucleotides. The record is from the annotation of a GenBank genome assembly. NCBI's taxonomy places the organism in Eukaryota, Metazoa, Nematoda, Chromadorea, Rhabditida, Onchocercidae.